This is a messenger RNA of Lampris incognitus (smalleye Pacific opah), 456 nucleotides long. It is a transcript of the gene atp5mk, whose product is annotated as ATP synthase membrane subunit k. NCBI's taxonomy places the organism in Eukaryota, Metazoa, Chordata, Actinopteri, Lampriformes, Lampridae. The transcript has 4 exons. The coding region runs from base 126 to 302 and encodes 58 amino acids. The record is from RefSeq and is a predicted model, not a curated record.
CUUGAAUUGUGAGAGAAGGCGGGAUUUCCUGUCGAAUUUACCGUCGCCGUCUCUGUCGAGCUGCUGUUGAAGGGCACUCAUUUGUUCACAAGGGUUGCGUGUCAAAGGACCACUAAUAAUCAAUCAUGGGAGGACAUGACGCUGGAGCUCAGCACCAGUUCACUGGGAUUGCCAAGUACUUCAAUUCAUACACAAUAACAGGAAGGAGGAAUUGUGUACUGGCCACAUAUGCCACGAUAGCAGCUAUUGCCCUCUUCUUUAAAUUGAAACCCAAGAAACAGGCUGCUGUAACAGAAAAGUGAUCAUGUGUUCACCUAUCACAUAACAGAGUGGAAGAGAAAGCUGGAUGUUCUGUGUAAUAUUAACAUUUGUUUGUUGGGGUCCCCAUGUAAACAAUAAAGAUCUAUGCCCAAAAAAUACGAAACAUUAUUUUAUUUACAGUUUGCACCAGUAUAA